AUGUCUGCAAUACGUAAAAAGUUGGUAAUUGUUGGUGAUGGAGCUUGCGGAAAGACUUGUCUUUUGAUUGUAUUUAGCAAAGACCAGUUUCCAGAUGUUUAUGUCCCGACUGUCUUCGAGAAUUAUGUUGCCGACAUUGAAGUGGACGGGAAACAGGUUGAGUUAGCUUUAUGGGAUACAGCUGGCCAAGAAGACUAUGACCGCCUUCGACCACUCAGUUAUCCAGACACCGAUGUUAUUCUUAUGUGCUUCAGUAUUGACUCUCCGGAUUCUCUUGACAACAUUCCAGAGAAGUGGACACCCGAGGUCCGUCAUUUUUGUCCAAAUGUGCCUAUCAUUUUGGUUGGCAAUAAAAAGGAUUUGCGUAAUGACCCGCAAACAAUUCGCGAUCUUUCACGGAACAAACAAGAUCCUAUCAAGACAGACCAGGGAAAAGCUGUUGCCGAGCAGAUUGGAGCUUAUGCAUAUCUUGAAUGCAGUGCGAAGACGAAAGAGGGAAUUCGUGAAGUCUUCGAAAUGGCCACAAAAGCUGCUCUUCAACAGAAGAAAAAGAAGAAGAAGCCAUGCAGUGUACUUUAA
Meloidogyne enterolobii is the source of this 579-nucleotide messenger RNA. The record is from the annotation of a GenBank genome assembly. NCBI's taxonomy places the organism in Eukaryota, Metazoa, Nematoda, Chromadorea, Rhabditida, Meloidogynidae.